AUGGUCCUCGCCUGGGAUGCCCGGGCUCGCACUCAGUACCCCAUUCAGACUAUGCAUGAGGCGAAGGAUAGUGUCAGUUGCAUCGCCGUUCGCCGCUGGCAGAUUCUCACGGGCUCUAUCGACCGAUGUGUCCGUAUCUACGAUAUUCGCAAAGGUGAAAUGCUGGAGGACUACAUCGGUUAUCCGGUAACCUCCGUGGGCAUAUCCUUCGACGGCCAGUGCGUCCUCGUGGCCUCCCAGGACUCUACUAUACGUCUCAUGGAUGCUAUGAACGGAGAGCUGUUGAGCAAUGACGGUUUUAUUGCUGACAACUCAGCCAAGGUCAACCCGCGACAUGAGCACUUCAAAAACUUCAACUUCGAUGAUAAACCCAUCACGUCCUCGCUUUCCUCUGCAAAAAAAAUUUUAUUUCUCUACAGUCUAUGCAUUAUCAUGUGA
This is a messenger RNA of Dibothriocephalus latus, 438 nucleotides long. Lineage: Eukaryota; Metazoa; Platyhelminthes; Cestoda; Diphyllobothriidea; Diphyllobothriidae. The record is from the annotation of a GenBank genome assembly.